AUGGACCCAAGAACUUACCCUGAAGAAAAAUGCACCCACACAGUUGUCAAUUUGGGAACUCUGCAACACACGAGAGAGAAGAAGAGGAGGAUGAGAGGAGGCGAGGAAUUCAUGCGUUCUCCUCUCCGUCUCCAUCUUCCGUCUCGUCGUCAUCGUCCUCUUCUUUCGUCCAUCUCUCUCCGUGUCUCGUCUCCUUCUCUCUUCUUCCAUUUCCCUUCUCUCUCUCUCUCGCCUCUCUUCAUCUUAUCUCUUCUCUCUCUCCUCCUCUCGUUCUCUUCUCAUUCUUUCUGUUCUCUUUCUCCGUCAUCUUUCCGUCUUAUCCCUUCUCUUUCUCUAUUUCCAUCGUCUUCCUUCUCUCCAACGAGACGGAGACGAAAUGAGAAGAUGAGGAAAUGA
Amoebophrya sp. A120 is the source of this 396-nucleotide messenger RNA. NCBI's taxonomy places the organism in Eukaryota, Dinophyceae, Syndiniales, Amoebophryaceae. The record is from the annotation of a GenBank genome assembly.